AAGCCUCCACCAGUACAUGCAAGGCCAGAUUAACGCGGCGGUCAAAAAAGCUAGCUUCGCUGGUGAGGUUGUGCCACUGUCCCCCCAUACCUAAUAUCCUCUCCCUUCGCCCGCCCUUCUCGAAACAUCCAGGUCUGCUCUGCUUGCUCCAGAUUGUACUUGUGUGUUUUCUCUUUGCGACCGUCACUCUUUCGUCGUCUUAAUUUUGCUCUCUAAUGAACCCACGCCCACCCGCACCCACGCUCACUUAACUCAGCUUACUUACACUUUACGACCCCAUCAAUCACUCGUUAAUUAUACCUAUAUCCUCCACUUCCAACUAAUCAACACACCAAUUCACCAAGUCAGCAAGUCACCUGCCUGCUCAUCCAGCAACCACAUCACGCCCACCACGCAUCCAACCCACUUCACGUUGACACGAUUCAUCUGGUUUCCUUUCUAGGCGCAUCGCAUCGCAUCGCAUCGAAUUGUGAUUUUCCGGCCCUGCGACUGCUGUCGUCCCCAUUCUUGCUCUCACCCCAUCCAUAAGGCUAUUCCAGCUCACGAUAUUCAUCGCAACUCCGCCAGCAAGCAUCAUCGCAGGAUUUAUAUAGUCCUCGUAUUGUCCACCGUCGCCCGAGCCCCCAAGCAGUCCCGCGCAUUGUCGAUCGUUCGAUAUGCUCAUUUUGGCCAUCAGGACUCAUCGGUAGACCUCAUGGGACCGCUCCGCCAGCCGAGAUGUCAGAAUUACCUCGAAGGCCUCUCCACGAACAAAGCGAGUCCAUGGGCAACAGCGACAGUUCCAAGAGCAACAACAGCAGUCAAAAUAGUUUUCAGACCAAAUCCACCACCACCUCCAGCGCCGCGCCCAUUCGGCUGGUCCCUCAGACCCCACCGCAGCUCUUAGGAACCAGCGCCAGCAAGCUCACUGAGGCCAAAAUAAACACCACCACCUUUGCCGAAGAAGAAGAAGAUCGGACCCGGAAUCGGGACGGCACGCACGUGAGGCCUUCGGAUGCAAUUUAUUCUCGAACACCUUUGCCGACCCACCCCUCCCACCUACUUUUCCCCCCUGGCAAAGGCAAGGAUCGUGCAUUAGCGAACGAGUUUCGAACGAACCCACCAGCACCGGAAAGGCGUCGGUUGAAUGGUUCGUCCGUGCUGCCAACCCAUUUAACGCAUGCAGCGCCUCGAAAUACCAAUUCUGAUACAGGAGUCCCAAUAUCAAAGGUUAAACCCCCUGCCAAAAAGCGCUUGCAAAUCCACAAGGACAACAAGACCUUCUCCCUGCUACAGGACGACCGGGACCCCCAAGCCGACGCUGCCUUGGUCUCGCCAUUAUUAGGACGUUCCAGAGCUAGUUCAUACGAUUCGCUGGGAUCGGAGGCGCGUUAUGCACCUGGGCGGUCAAAUUCGAUAGAAUCAUGCCUCUCAUCAGCGCCUGCAACUCCCACUCCGGCUGGUAAGAAUUCCAUAAUUGCAGAUCCUAUCUCCACAGCCUCGCCUUGGAACUACGAGCUUGCGGGUGGCAUUCGCAAAGUCCCGAAGACGCCUGACAAUAAGAAGAGGCGUGUAUCCAACACCCCUCUCCCCCCCGUUCCAGAAGCCUCCGACAGGCCAUCCGCCGCGUCUCACGAUCUCUCCACGAAACUCUCCUUUCAAUCGACACAGACCACUUCAACUGCUACCACUGUUUCUGAGACUUCCAACUACAAAGUCUACAACACCACAUUCGCUUCAACUUCUGACGUUGCCCUUGCUCCGCUUGAUACAAGCAAUCCCAACUAUCAAUCGAUUGGCACGCCAUCCGACUCUCCUUCCGAGUCCUAUGAAAACUACCAGCUGAUUGGAACCCCCUCCGAACAUACCUCGGAGCCAUCUCCCAACGUCGAAUUGAUUGGUUCUCCUCCGGAAACCGAAUCGAACUACCAAAUAAUCAUACCCUCUUCCAACGCGUCAACAGCAUCCUCUGUUAUUCAUCGACCAUACACGCCAAGGUCGGAAACUAUUUCGGAAAACCAAAACUACGAGUUAUACGGAGAUCCAUCACCAACAGGGUCCGCUGCCAAUCUUAUAACAACACCACCUCGCAAACAAUCCAACGAAUCUUCCGUUUUCCCCCCACUCAGAUCCAAAACAAAUACUAGAUCAAAUGAGCAUUUGGGCUACUACAAAUCCAGAUCACGAGAAUCCCUACGAUCUGGCUCAUUCUCUUCCAUCACAACCGUUCUAACUCAGCAAGAAGCAUCUCGGGCACUCGUUGGCAGUGGAUCACUAAUAACACUACCGAUCCUCAACGAACGAUCGGAGGGAUCGAGUUCAUGGGCGGACAAGUCGGCCAUUCACCCCCCGCGGUUACACAUGCAGGAGCACCCUCACCAAUGGAGCUCACAGCUGUCAACUGUGCUCUCCGUCACGGAAGGCAGCGACACUGUUGGCAGACUUUCACGAGAUUGGGCAAGCGAUAGUGGCGGCCGCAGAAGUGCUGCAAGCGGGUUCCCCAGCAUUUCGAGCGACAGCCGACAGAGAGUAUUGAGCGUCAGUUCUUCCUUGGCCCUCGAAGAAGCGAGGCUUGAAUCCCUAGGACGCCCAGAGCCGGCAUAUGCUCGAAAUGGACGGAGGCACCAAAGUAGUGGUUCAAUUCCAUUCGUUGAGAACCAAGAUGAACAUGGAGAUGGAAUCACAGAUAUGCAAGACUUACGUAGUCGACCCUCCCGAACAAGGCUUUCUGGAUUCUUCAGCAUUAAUUCCUCGGACAAUGGACGAACCAACACCAUGCGAUCUACAUCCAGCUCUAGAGCAAAUAGCAUGCUUGCCAGUGCGGCAAUUCCUACAUGGGCGAAGUUAUACUAUGGCAGUGGAGAAAGAAAAUAUUUGGGUCGUCCUGGAAGUUCAACCGAAUCUACCGCUGGAAGUCGUGCAAGCUCUUUCUUAAGUGGUUCGCCUAAUACAGACCAUUUCCCUUCGCAUAUAUACAGUCCUAGGCGGCGGCCCAGAGAACGAGGCCAGGCUGACACUAGACCUUCCACUCGUGGAUCCAUGGAAAUAAAUCCUGCACCGCAACUUGAUGACCCUGGGUUUAUUCCACGAUACAGGGCAUGGAGUGUGUCAAGUGUAUGGUCACCACAUUUACGAAUGGACCGAAGAGCCACCCGUCAUAGUAUUUGGGACCCCCCAUCUGUAAACUGGUCCGCUGAUGGGAGCUCCUUUGGGAGAAGAAACAUUCAAAUUAUAAUGUUUGUGAUUGGAUUCAUAUUUCCCUUCUGUAAGUGCCUUGAAUCAAUCACCUCAGGGCUGCCAACUGACUUUUUUUUUGAUAGCUUGGAUGAUUGCAUCUUUUUUACCUUUGCCUUUAAAUCCAAUUUCAGAAAUGCGAGAACGAGACCCAGAGGACGAAGCCCAAUCCCAUGAUUUCGAUAGGCGUUUCGGACCUAUUGAUGAAAAGCGAUUUGAAAAUGCUCGGUGGUGGCGAAAUCUCAAUCGCUGGAUGUCUUUGGUGGGGUUGUUAAUCAUUGCAGCUAUUGUAAGUUAUUCCCAAUCUAUGGCGUAGCCUGAAACACCCAGCUUAUAAUAUUCUAGGUUGUUCUCGUGGUUGUCUCGGUUAAAGAAGGAUGGACAAUAACCACAACGAAAUAAUCGCCAAAAACUUCACCUCUCAUAUUUCGGAUCUAUAUCUCAAAAACGAUUACGGCAUCACAUCCCUUAUCAAAUCACGAUCUACAAACGUAUUUCCUCGAAGUCUUUCUACGACUAUAUAGAACACCCAUCAGCUCUCACCGGCUAAGCCUUCUUUUACCAAAACAACACAACAAUCUUCUAUUCUCUAUUAACGACUCAAUUACAACAUUUUAAGAAAUGUUCUGUACGACCAUCAACACACCAAACACAUCUUGUACACCAGAGAAGACGCAACAAUGACGGCACGGACGAAACAACCUAAUGCAGCGUUUUUCUGGAGCGCCAUCACCUUUCAUUUUCUCAAAUCUUAUUUUUAGCGGUCGCAUUGUACCGCGAGGAAACCAGUUUUAUACCCUUUUUAUUAUUCGACCUUUUGAGUUUUUGUAUAGAGAAGCGUUAUUUUAGAUUUCUAUCAUUGGCUUCUAUUGUGCUGAGCGUUUUUCACGUCUGCGGCAAUGACAUAGCAUGGAAUUGGAGAGCGCCAUGGGAUAGGGGAACAAAAGCAAAUUUGCUAAACGCACCAUCGUUGUAUGUGAGCGAGCAAUUGGAACGGGGAGGAAGUUAGAAAAAAAGCUUUACGUAAUGUGUUAAUGAAUUGAAGAACUACUAUUACC
Messenger RNA from Hymenoscyphus albidus, 4271 nucleotides. The record is from the annotation of a GenBank genome assembly. NCBI's taxonomy places the organism in Eukaryota, Fungi, Ascomycota, Leotiomycetes, Helotiales, Helotiaceae.